AUGGAUCACGAGGAGGAGGCUCCUCCGCCGCCCUACUCCGCCGUCGACCCGUUGCUCUCGGCCAACAACAAUAAUAAUACUAAUAGUAACAAUAGCAACAACCACAACCAAAAUGCGGCUGCUUCGUCAGAGGUGAAUCGCGUACUCCUCCGUCUUCGCGCGCAGAGCUCCCCCCUCUCUGAUUCUGCGUUGAGUGCUGGUUCCAGUUCCUCCCUGGUCACUACUACAUCCCCGCUACUACCCGUCAAUUUCACCUCCGCCGCCGCUUACUUCGUCGAGAGACCACCCCCUGCCUCGGACGACGGAAGACCGGUCCAGGAGCAUCAGCUAACGAUAUACCCGCGAAGCCAGUCGAGGGAUUUCCCCCGUCGCCCUCGUUGCUGGGGCUCCCGACAGGAGGACAUCACCCAGCAGGACUGGGACACGUUUCUUCGAUAUUUGUUUCCCCCCCAUUUGGGACUGGCCUCCUCGUCUGGCCAGCUCCCCCGCCAAGUCAGAGCUGAAAUCCAGCGAGACCGCAAGGAUCGACCUCAGGAGACGGAUGGGCAGCGUAAGAUGCGGAUUUCGGCCGUGAUCACGGAAUGGAACCAAUACUUUUUUGAGCUGCGUGCCACGCGCAUCGUAUUUGCCUACGUGACCGACCCGCAGAACGCUCCGCCUUCGCCUCUCUGUCCUCGAUGUUAUCCCGCUGCGACGAGGGUGUCGUCGGAGAAUCGGUUGGGUCCAUCUCCCGAGGCUGGCCGUGGCCGCCUGAUCGUGCGACCCGACGCGGCGCCAGCUGCCGCUCGACCGCAAAUUGCAUCGCAGACCAAUUAUACGUACCCACAAGCAUCUUAUAGUUAUCCAAGUCCGCCCGUGAACCCAAACCCGUACGGCCCAUAUGGUGCACCGUCGUACUUCCACCCUCUCACUCAAGCCUCUCGUGCAUAUCCUUAUGCUCCGCAGCCACCGCUCCCUUAUCAACAGCAGUACUCAUGGGGUUACUACAGUGGACCGUAUCCUACACCGAGUGCCCCCGGCUCAAAGGGUGGACCAUUCGGAUGGAUCGCUUCGCUCGCGUCUCAGGCGCAGAAGUACGGAGAACGCAUUACCGAGCAGGCCCAGCAAUAUGGGGACCAGAUCAGUGCUCAGGCGCAGCAUUAUGGCAGGCAGGUCGAAGAGCAGGCCAUGGCACAUGGCCGUUGGAUCGAAGAAAAGGCGGGUCUGCGAGAUGCAAAGAUGGACAGUGCAUAUGGUGGCAUGGUUCAUGCACCUCGCGGCGACUGGCCAUCCGCAGACCCCCGCCCUCAACCAAAUUACUACCCGGCCACCUACCACUAUCCCUACACCGGCACCGGCACCACCACAGGGAGAAAUUCGGUGGAGUCCGCGGCUGCGCCGGCACUCCCUCAACGCCCUCGCAGGGCAUCCACCUGCUCCAACGCGUCUGAGUCGUCAUUAACGUCCAUUGACUCUUUGUCGACGACGUCGGAGCUGAGUUCGUCCGACCUUGCAACCGUCCGGGCUCAGCUUCUUUCUCUUGAAGAUCAUCAUGACCGCGAUCUACACGAGGCGGUUGUGGGUCUUCGGCGUCAGCUGACCCUUUUACAAGAGUCGCGCCGCCAGAUGCGCGUGGAUGGACGAGGACAUUGGCGCAAUGGCUGGGGCCAGUACCCGCAGCAGGGUCAGGGACGUGGCAGCCUGGGCCGUUGGGAAUCGCCACAGCAGCGGCAACGCAGCAAGAUGGAAAAACGAGCCUUGAAGGAUGAGACGCGGGCCACGCGAAAGGCGUUUCGAGAUGUACUGCGUCGCGCCAGGGAUGAACAUCGAGAACAGCGACGGCUCAAGCGCAACCAGCGGCGGCAGGAACAGCGAAGCCGCCAGAUCGAAGCCGCUCCAUCGGAGCCACCGUUGGAGCAGCGACUGCAGAAUCUGGAGCUGGACCAAACCAACUGUGAGAGCCGUUCAACGGUCCAAUCGUUCUGCCCGUCGCCUACAAGGUCGCUCGUGUCCGAGGUUAGUGAGAUCAGCUCCAUUAGCACGCCGAGCUCGGUGUCGUCCCGUCCGAGUAACCACCCGACGAAUACCAGAAAAUUGGACUCGAAAGAGGGUAAGAAAGACAUGGAGAAGAGAGAGGCCGAUAAGGAGACGAAGAAAAAGGAUGAAACGGAAAAGUCUUCCGAUACGACGAAACCCAGUUCAUGA
Molecule: messenger RNA, 2184 nt
Organism: Aspergillus tanneri
Lineage: Eukaryota; Fungi; Ascomycota; Eurotiomycetes; Eurotiales; Aspergillaceae
Exons: 1
Coding region: 1-2184 (727 amino acids)
Source: RefSeq, a predicted model, not a curated record